Messenger RNA from Trichobilharzia regenti, 1033 nucleotides. NCBI's taxonomy places the organism in Eukaryota, Metazoa, Platyhelminthes, Trematoda, Strigeidida, Schistosomatidae. The record is from the annotation of a GenBank genome assembly.
AUGAGUAAAGAGAGUGUAAAUCCACUGAAGAAGUUUCAACGCAUUUCUGAGAACCGAAUUGUAGCGAUAUGCAUUCCAAUAAUAUUGGGACAGAUUCUUGCUGUACUUAUCAGUCUAACAGCAAUAUGUAAUGGCAUACUUUAUCGUCAUAAAAUAAACCUACCACUUGCUAUCAAUAUUCCACACUACUUUUUAUUAGCCAUUUUCUAUGGACUUCCCUAUCUUUUUUAUAAAUUGUAUACAAGUUGUUGCAGUAACACACCGAUUAAUAGUACUAGUAAUCCCAGUGAUGCUGGAGAUUUUGAAGAGGAUUACAAUGGUACCACCGACAACGUAAACAUUCAACCUGUCAUUAUACCUAGUUCUAGAGGACGUUUAAUGAACACAUUACUAACUCGUCUUGGCCUCUAUUCACUUGUUGGCGUCAUUGAUGUCCAUGCCAACUGGGCAAUUGUGUCUGCUUAUGCAUAUACCAGUGUGACUAGUGUACAACUAUUAGAUUGUAUUACAAUACCAACAGUUGUAUUGUUGAGUUACUUCUUCCUAUACCAACGUUAUAAAUGGAAUCAUUAUAUUGCUAUAAUUUUAUGCUUAAUUGGUGCUACUGGUAUGGUGCUUACAGAUUACUUCAUACCAUCUUCUAGCACUGAUAAUGUUAAUGCAAAUGGAACACAUGACAGUCUAUUGAACAAUACUAUGACUAAUCAAUUUUUUACUCCACAACAAAUGGUUUUUGGUGAUUUUCUAGUCAUUAUCGGUGCUGUUGCGUAUGCUGUAUCAAAUGUUUUGCAACACUACCUAAUUGUUAAGUAUGGUAUUAUUGAAUUUCUUUGUUGUGUUGGUGUGGUAGCAUCUGUCAUAACAUUGAUUUAUACAGUUAUAUUUGAACAACUAGCUGUUAGCAGUGUACUGGCUACUAUCACUUCUGUAAAUGUAACUGAAAUUAUUGCUUGUUUUAUUGGUUAUGCGUCAUCAAUGUUUUUACUUUAUUCACUUAUGCCUAUAGUCUUGGCACGUUCAUCUGCUGUCCUAG